Messenger RNA from Musca domestica (house fly), 3370 nucleotides. It is a transcript of the gene Dll, whose product is annotated as homeotic protein distal-less. Lineage: Eukaryota; Metazoa; Arthropoda; Insecta; Diptera; Muscidae. The record is from RefSeq and is a predicted model, not a curated record. Gene Ontology annotation, biological process: regulation of transcription by RNA polymerase II. Gene Ontology annotation, molecular function: DNA-binding transcription factor activity, RNA polymerase II-specific; RNA polymerase II cis-regulatory region sequence-specific DNA binding. The transcript has 8 exons. The coding region runs from base 1451 to 2530 and encodes 359 amino acids.
GUAGUUUCCCCGCCAGGCAUGGUUUAAUGUGUGCGAGUGUGUUUGAUAUAUUUUUGAAGCCUAGCUCUUGUCCAUUACCCUCGGCGAGAGAGAGUGAACGUCUUUCUCUCUGUGUGCUCUUUGCCAGUGUGUGAGUUAGUUGUGUGGCUGGAAAAUAAUCACCGUCACCGUCGCAAAUUUUUGAUUAUGGUCUUUAAUGGUUAGUUGUUGAUGUUUUUUACAGCGGUAAUGUUGUGUUUUGUGUCGUCGUCGUUCGUUUGUUCGCCGCACACUGUUCUACGCUGCUAUACAAUAAUAAUAACACUACUACCUACCAUCAUCAUCACCACCACGUCACGUCGCCGUUUAUUUGAAAAUCAUUCGUCGUUGCAUUUGACGUAGUCCAGUAAUUUUAAUUUUUUCAAAUUGUAUAUUUUCUUAAAUUGAUUUGUCGAAGAAGAAUCAACAUUUUUUGGAAAAAAUCUAAUCAAAUUCCUUUAACGAGGCCAAGAAGAAAACGCGUCGCGACCGCUCUGCAAUUUCGCCGUGUGAAAUUAUUAUCCCUCGAGAUUAUUAACGAAGAAAAGAAACAGCCAUCAUCAAUUUAAAAAAAAAAAAUAAUAAGUGGUUAAUAAUAAAAUUUAAAAAUACAUAAUAAUAAAAAUUAAGUGUUUACAAAAAUUACCCCUAAUUGAACCCAAGAAAAUAACAACACAAUAAAAUGAUGUAAAAACAAAAAUUAAAAAAAAAAUAAAAAAGGAAACCAAAACAAAAUUAAAAAAUAAAGAAAAAGUGUGUUCACCUCGCAAUAAAAUUAAACCAAUAUUUUAUCAAUUAAAUAAAAAAAAAACAAACUACAAGACGGCUUACCACCCAUCACCUCCUGCCCGUACGACGUUCAAAGAAGAUAAGUCAAGCUGACAGUGAAAAUCCAAAACUUAACAAAUUCGCCACAACAAAGCCCACGCAUUUGUUGUCAUUUUUCUUUUGUUGUUAUCAUCACUAUUCUUGUUGUUGUUGUUGGUUUUUAAUAAGUGUCAUCAAUUUUAAUUACACUCAUUUAGUGAGCUAGACAAACGUUUAACACACACUCGCUGGUCUCCUCUUGUUUGUUUGGUGGCCGGCUCGACUCGUGCUUUUCGUGGAUUGUAAGCGAACUAUAAUUAAAUCGGGAAAACAAGAAAAGAAAACAAAAUUUGUUUACAAAAUCAAAAAAGCUAUUGCAAAUAAAAUAAAAUAAAAAUAUUUAAUUUCUUUCAACAAAAAACACGUGCUUCAUCACCAGAAAAAAAUUCUUUAAGUGUCUCCAGCGAAAACAAACCUUGUCUGCUGGCAUUGUUUGACGUCCCCGUGUGUGUAUUAAAAAGCCUUCAAAAUUCUAGAUAAAGUGGCCUCAAUAGGCGCCAACACGCUUAAUUUCACUGAUUUAGGGAGCCCCUACGAGGGGCCUCCCAGCACUCCACAGUCCGGCAUGGAUGCCCCCGAUGCCCCGCAUACACCCAAAUACAUGGAUGGCGGCUCGACGGCCAGCAUAACACCGGGUGCCGGUUCGGGUGGCAAUGGUGGCCCUGGUGGUCCCGGCGGACCCAUUGGCCCCGGUGGCCCCGCCGGUCCCACAGGCGGCAAUAUACCGGGGAAAUCGGCCUUCGUUGAACUGCAACAGCAUGCUGCCGCUGGAAAUCUUUAUGGGGAUAUUAUCAAAAGUUACGGCGGCAUUCGUGGCGGUUAUCAACAUUUUGCGCCACAAGGUGGUCAAGAUUCUGGCUUUCCCAGUCCACGCAGUGCUUUAGGUUAUCCAUUCCCGCCCAUGCAUCAAAAUUCAUAUUCCGGCUAUCAUUUGGGUAGCUAUGCGCCGCCCUGUAAUAGUCCACCAAAAGAUGAUUUCUCAGAUUUUUCCAUAUCGGACAAAUGCGAAGAUUCCGGCCUGCGUGUCAAUGGUAAAGGCAAGAAAAUGCGCAAACCCCGCACCAUAUACAGUUCGCUGCAGCUGCAGCAAUUGAAUCGUCGUUUCCAGCGUACACAAUAUUUGGCCUUACCCGAACGUGCUGAAUUGGCGGCGAGUCUGGGUCUGACUCAAACACAGGUCAAAAUCUGGUUUCAAAAUCGCCGCUCAAAGUACAAAAAGAUGAUGAAAGCCGCCCAAGUUCCUGGCCAAGGCAGCGGCAUGCCAUUGGGUAGUGGUGGUCCAAAUCCCGGUCAGCAUAGUCCGAAUCAGAAUAUGCAUAGUGGCGGUAAUAACGGUGGCGGUUCAAAUAGUGGUUCACCCUCACAUUAUCUACCUCCCGGACAUAGUCCGACGCCUUCAAGUACGCCUGUAUCUGAAUUAUCACCCGAAUUUCCACCCACGGGGUUAAGUCCGCCAACGCAAGCGCCCUGGGAUCAAAAACCUCAUUGGAUCGAUCAUAAGCCACCGCAAAUGACACCGCAACCACCUCAUCCAGCUGUUUCACAUCCGCAGACCCAUCAUCACAAUCCACCGCCACAAAUGGGCGGCUAUGUACCGCAUCAGUACUGGUAUCAGCCUGAAACAAAUCCAUCGCUAUUAACGUAGGGUAUGGCCAGCGGUCUAACAGACACCACCAACCUCUACUAUAGCAACCACAACAACCUUUUACCAAACCGAUCCUAUAGAUAAUUUAAUGCAUAUAUAUUAAACAAAAAAAAAAUUCAAUAACAAAACAAACCAACAUUAUUCUUUUUUUUUCGUAGAAUAAAUAAAAAAUAAAUUAUCUGAAAAAAAAACAAAAAAUUAAAAUACAAAGCGAACAAUAAUAAAUAAUUAAUUGUAUUUAGAAAAGAAACACAAAAAAAUACUUAGUAAAGAAUUACGAAAAAACAAAAAACUAUUUUAAAAUAAUAUUUUAAGCAUAUAAAUAUAUUUCCUUAAUUAAAAAUAAAAAAACAACAAUAAAUAAAUAAUAAUUAUCAGUGUAAAAAGUUAACAAUACAAAAGUUGUUUAGUUUUAUUUUAAUAAUUUACAAAAUAUACAUAUAAAGAAAUAAAACAAAAAUAAUUCUAAAAAAAACAACACUUUUCUAGAUAUUUUUUAUGGAUAAAAUAAGUUUUAAAUAUAUAGGAAAAAAAAAAAGAAAACACAAAACAAAAAACCCUUUAUGUAAGACAUAAACCUUAAAAAAAACUUUAAAAAAACAAAUCUAAAAAAAACAUUCCUCAUUGAUUUUAUGUGCAUUUUUUGUGUAAAUAUUAUUCUAAUUAUUAAUUUUUAUAAAUAACUAAAUAUUAAAAUAAUUUUGUUUGUAAUUUAUGUAAUAGUUAAAGAAAAAAGAAAAAUAAAUUGAAAAAAAAAAAAACAAACAAAACACACACAAAUCAGCUGAUGAUCUUAAAAAUUAUCUAAAUAAAAUUUCAAAAAAAUAAAACGAAAGAAAA